Ostrea edulis (European flat oyster) is the source of this 4763-nucleotide messenger RNA. Its product is annotated as sodium/potassium-transporting ATPase subunit alpha-like. The transcript is spliced from 20 exons. The coding region runs from base 76 to 3180 and encodes 1034 amino acids. Lineage: Eukaryota; Metazoa; Mollusca; Bivalvia; Ostreida; Ostreidae. The record is from RefSeq and is a predicted model, not a curated record. Gene Ontology annotation, biological process: potassium ion import across plasma membrane; intracellular potassium ion homeostasis; intracellular sodium ion homeostasis. Gene Ontology annotation, cellular component: membrane. Gene Ontology annotation, molecular function: ATP binding; P-type sodium:potassium-exchanging transporter activity; ATP hydrolysis activity.
UGACGUCACGACAUACCAGUAUUUCAUUGGCUGUCUGCAGCGUCAGAGUUCCUUUCAGUGACCGCCUGGACUGAGAUGGCGUCGACCAAGGUGAAAUCGCAACAACAGAACCCGCGGGCUGACAGCUACCGCUAUGCUGUCACUCCAGGAGGAGAGGACCCCAAGAAGGGGAAGAAGAAGAAGUCCAAGAAAGAAAAUCUUGAUGAACUCAAACAAGAAAUUGAAAUGGAUGAACAUAAAAUCCCUAUUGAAGAAUUAUAUGUUAGGCUAGGCACUGACCCUACAAUGGGAUUAACAGAGCAGAGAGCCAAAGAAAUCCUGGAGAGAGAUGGCCCCAAUGCUCUGACUCCUCCUCCUACCACUCCUGAAUGGGUCAAGUUCUGCAAACUCUUAUUUGGAGGAUUCUCAUUACUUCUGUGGAUAGGUGCCAUUCUCUGUUUUAUAGCUUAUUCUAUUCAGGCUAGUGCCUAUGAUGAUCCACCAGGUGAUAAUUUGUACUUGGGCAUAGUGUUGACGGCCGUCGUGUUAGUUACUGGCAUUUUCUCAUAUUACCAAGAAGCGAAAAGUUCAAAAAUUAUGGAAAGCUUCAAAAGUAUGGUUCCCCAGUUUGCUGUUGUAACCAGAAAUGGAAAAGUUUUAAAUGUUAAGGCUGAAGAAAUAGUUGUGGGAGAUGUCCUUGAUGUCAAGUUUGGAGACAGAGUGCCAGCUGAUGUCCGUGUUAUUACUGCCCAUGGUUUCAAGGUAGAUAACUCCUCCCUGACUGGAGAAUCAGAACCCCAGACUAGAACUCCCGAUUUCACAAAUGAUAACCCAUUGGAAACAAGAAAUAUUGCAUUCUUCUCAACUAAUGCCGUAGAAGGUACAUGCAGGGGUGUUGUGAUCCGCUGUGGUGACAUGACUGUCAUGGGUCGUAUUGCUAACUUGGCAUCUGGAUUGGAAGUUGGAGAAACCCCCAUUGCCAAGGAAAUUGCCCAUUUCAUCCACAUUGUAACAGGUGUCGCUGUGUUUUUGGGUGUUUCAUUCUUCAUCAUUGCUUUCAUUCUGGAAUACUUUUGGUUGGAUGCUGUCAUCUUUUUAAUUGGUAUCAUUGUUGCCAAUGUACCAGAGGGUCUUUUGGCUACUGUCACAGUUUGUUUGACACUUACUGCUAAAAGAAUGGCAAAGAAAAACUGUUUGGUCAAGAAUUUAGAAGCUGUAGAAACUCUUGGAUCCACCUCUACCAUUUGUUCUGAUAAGACUGGAACUCUGACACAGAACAGAAUGACUGUCGCUCAUAUGUGGUUUGAUGGCAAAAUUGUGGAGGCUGAUACUAGUGAUGACCAGACCAAUGCAGCCUACAGCAGCACAGAUGAGACUUGGAUGGCUCUUGCCCGCAUUUCUAUGUUGUGUAACCGUGCUGAAUUCAUUGCGAACCAAGAACACUUGCCAGUCUUGAAGAGAGAAUGUAAUGGUGAUGCAUCAGAGUCUGCCCUUCUGAAGUGUGUUGAGCUGUCCAUUGGAAAAGUGACGGAGUAUAGAAACAGAAAUAAGAAGAUCUGUGAAAUUCCAUUCAACUCAACCAACAAAUACCAGGUAUCUGUUCAUGACACUGAGAAUCCUAAUGAUCCCAGAAGUCUGCUUGUGAUGAAGGGAGCCCCUGAAAGAAUCUUGGAAAGAUGUUCUACUAUUCUGAUGCAUGGAAAAGAUGUACCAAUGGACGAUAACUUCAGGGAAGCAUUCAAUAAUGCUUACAUGGAAUUGGGAGGUCUUGGUGAACGUGUGUUAGGAUUCUGUGACUUCUUCCUGCCCUCUGAUCAGUACCCACCAGGAUACCCAUAUGAUUCUGAUGAUGCCAACUUCCCCUUGACUGGACUCCGAUUUGUCGGCCUUAUGUCUAUGAUUGAUCCUCCAAGAGCAGCUGUCCCUGAUGCUGUUGGAAAAUGCAGGAGUGCUGGAAUUAAGGUUAUCAUGGUUACUGGUGAUCACCCAAUCACUGCCAAAGCCAUUGCUAAAGGUGUCGGAAUCAUCUCCGAAGGAAGCAAAACUAUUGAGGAUCUUGCAGCUGAACGUGGUGUCCCAGUUGAGGAAAUUCAGGACACUAGUGGUGCCAAGGCUGCUGUCAUUCAUGGUAGUGACUUGAGAGACAUGACUCCUGCCCAGAUUGAUGAAGUUCUGAAGAACCAUUCUGAAAUUGUGUUUGCCCGUACCUCACCCCAGCAGAAACUGAUCAUUGUAGAAGGUUGCCAGCGUCAAGGGGCCAUUGUGGCUGUAACUGGUGAUGGUGUCAAUGAUUCUCCUGCUCUGAAAAAAGCCGACAUUGGUGUUGCUAUGGGUAUUGCUGGAUCUGAUGUGAGUAAGCAGGCUGCUGACAUGAUCUUGUUGGACGACAACUUUGCCUCCAUCGUCACAGGAGUAGAAGAAGGGCGUUUGAUCUUUGACAACUUGAAGAAAUCAAUUGCCUACACCUUAACCUCCAACAUUCCCGAGAUCUCCCCCUUCUUGUUCUUCAUUCUUUUGGACAUCCCUCUACCACUUGGAACCAUCACCAUUUUGUGUAUUGACUUGGGAACUGACAUGGUACCAGCUAUUUCCAUGGCUUAUGAAGGUGCUGAAAGUGACAUCAUGAAGAGACAGCCCCGUGAUCCAUUCAAGGAUAAACUUGUCAAUGAAAGGUUGAUCUCCAUGGCCUAUGGACAAAUUGGUAUGAUUCAGGCUUCCUCAGGAUUCUUCGUUUACUUUGUUAUUCUGGGUGAAAAUGGCUUCUGGAUGACUCGUCUUCUGGGAUUGAGAGAACAGUGGGACUCCCAAGCAGUCAAUGAUUUACAAGACUCCUAUGGACAAGAAUGGACCUACAGCCAGAGAAAGAUUUUGGAGUACACUUGCCACACUGCUUUCUUUGUGUCUAUUGUGGUCGUACAGUGGGCUGAUUUAAUCAUUUGUAAGACUAGAAGAUUGUCACUCUUCCACCAGGGAAUGAAGAACCACCACAUGACCUUUGGUCUGUUCUUUGAGACUUUUCUUGCUGCUUUCUUGACCUACUGCCCAGGAUUGGAACAGGGUCUUCGUAUGCAGAAUCUCAGAUGGACAUGGUGGUUUCCCGCUUUCCCAUUCAGUAUAGCAAUCUUCAUCUAUGAUGAAAGCCGAAAAUACGUUCUUAGACGCAAUCCAGGUGGUUUUGUGGAACGGGAAACAUACUAUUAAUGCAAGGCAUUUAAUAUGUGCAAGUGCAGACUAUUUCAAUAGAGAUAUUUGUGUUUGUAGAGAAUGAGAAAAGAUUUACUUGAAGUCUUUUAACCAACAUUUAUGAGAAUUUAUUAAAGAGACGGACCACAUAAAUAUACCAUCACAUAUACACACAUAUUGGCAUUGUUUAUAAACAUUGGGUAUCCCGAUCCUACAUGACUCUGUUUCUUAAAUACUUUCAUAAAUGUUGGUGUAUGUGGUUGUUGUUAACAUGAACUUUUUGUACAUUAAGCAAAUGGGUUUUUAUAUUGCUAACUGUUUUAAUUGUUAAAAUGUCAUUCUUUAAGAUCACGGUAUUGUACACUGAGGCUGAGAGAAAGUACACAAGUAUUUUAUCACUGUAGUUAGUACUAAUCAUAAUUCAUGUACAAAAAGGAUACUUAAAUGUUUUACACAAGUUUUUUUUUUUUAAUUUUUUCAUGCAUAAAUUUUUUUUUUAAUUUUAUAUGCGAGUGUUUUUAAAACCAAAAAUUGUGAUCUUAUAUUCGAAGUCUGUUCAUUUCUUCAUGUACCAAAAAACGCAGUUUUCUGAUUCUUGUCAAAUGGCACAAAGAUGUAACAUCCUCUCCUUUCAUCUGGAACAUCAUGCAAAAGUAUCUUUCAGUGUACAGAUCUGAAAGAAUUGGUCCUUGUAAAUAAUAUUGCACAUACCGUAACCAGGAAAAAUUUAAACAUUGUUGAAAUUUUUAAAAUGAUGGGGAAUAGUAAUAUAUUUUAUUGAUUAAUUUAAAAAAAAAAUUUAAACUCUCUGUAAUGAAAUGUAUUUUACUAUUUCAAUGUAAACUAUAAAAAUUAUUCAAAGAAUGAAAUUAUUGGUGUUUGUAUAUGAAGUAUAUAAUCUGAAUAUGAUACUGUAUAUUUUGAAAUAUUACCAAAUAAUGGUUUAUUGUAAGUGUUGAGGAAUUGAGAGAACAUUCCAGAUUUUGCGUACAAAAUAUGUAGACUACACUUCAAAAUCACAUGUACAAAAUGCAAUAUUGUAGGUAGAGAUACUAUAAUCUAUAUAAUUAGAGUUAGGAAAUUCAAUUAAAUUUUAGAAUAGAUUUUCUUGUUUCAGAUUUCCAUUAAUUCCAAUUCAUAGUACUUUGAAUCUCGGCAAAAAAAAAAUGUGCAACAGUAAUUGCCUAGUAUUUCCCACUUGUUCGCUUUGUUUGUCCUUUCAUAUACAGAAUAGUGAUGUAAAAGUCAGGGGUUCCAUUAUUAUGGGUAGCUAUUUAAUUUUAUUUGGAACUUCUAUUCUUUUGUCACAGAUGUAGCUUACCAUCAACAGCUUGUAGGGGUAUUGCUAGAAAGCCUCGAACAGUGGUACUCUUCAUAGCUAUUGUGGUAUAGUCUGACAAAGAAAUAUUUUAGCUUUCUCUAAAUUGUGUAUCUUACUGCAUGUGUUUAGCACAAACCUUGUUUACUGGUUCAUAUAGAACAUUUUUGUCCAUUCAGGUGGAGUUUUGUCUUUCAUUUUUAUAGAACAUGAAUUUCACCUGUCAAUUGUUUGUAGAAGAAUAACACAAUUUUCAAUAAACCUUUUAGGGACUUGUCAAAUG